UUCAGGCUCCGCUGUUGCGCAUUGCACUGACUCACACAGUGCAGAGAGGGAGGGUUUAAAAACCCCAAAAUACCUAAAACAAAAACGUCCCGAUCUCAGGAGGAAAUGGAAGAAAGAGUGGAUUAGCCGCGAGUCAAAAGUGGAGGAGUGGGAAGGAAUGACGAAACUCGGGAUUCUGUAUUCUGAUGAUGCCGAGGAGCCGGUUUCUGCUUCAGAUUUACAUCCACAACAAGUCUGAGGAUGACGGCUGCCAGUCCGCCCUGCAGCCCUGCCUCCUCCCACUCCUCACCCGUUUGCCUCCCGGCCUGCCGCAGACACCUGAGGAAAGGAGAAGCCCUCCAGACCAAGCUGCGUCUGGGCUCCCCCCCGGGCGUGUGGCUCAUGCUGGGCGCAAUGGUGGUGCUGGUGGGGAUGAGCGUGGCGGUGGCGGGCUACAUCUCCGCCGCACCGAGGCCGGCCGUGGGCGGACGCGGGAGCACCCACGUCGAGAGGAUGAAGCUGGCCGGGCCGGUGGUCAUGGGAGUGGGGCUCUUCAUCUUCAUCUGCGCCGCCACGCUGCUGUACGAGAACCGGGACCGAGAGAGUCUUGUCCGAGACCCUCUGAACGACCUGGAGGACCUGAAGGGGAGCAGCUGCUGGGAGGAUACUCAGGAGCAGUGGGAGCACUCGGAUGAGGAGGAGUCAGCGUGGGCCAGCCCGGUCCACAUCCUGCCUCUGGCCAGCACUGAUUCUCCUCCUCCUGAUGAAGGAGGUGCAGCUAGCGAGGGUGGAGAUCAAGAGGAAGAGGAGAAUGAGGAAGAGGAGAAGGGGAAGUCGAUACUGCUCACUCAAGUUCUGCACCACCAGGCGCCCAAUCCUCACCCAUCCUCACCCCGCCUGUCCACUUCUUCUGACCCGGUUCACUCAGAUUCAAGCAACUCGAGUGAAAUCGACUUUAAUGACCGGACAGAGUCUUUAGAGCUGCCCCAGGACUGACGCUCUGCCACGCACAACCACCGGACUAUGCACUGCUCAGUGAGGAAGAGCGUAAGAUUUGUUUGUAUGUUAUAGUGCCUCUGAGUGGUAUGCUGAGUCACUGUCUCUGAAGGGUGUUUUUGUCCUACAUUGCUCACUGACUCAUUCACAUUUGAAAAAUUUUAAGCUGCGCUGUUUGAUGUCAACUCGCCAUCUUGUCUCAGAGCUCCGCCCAGCUGCCCAUAAAACUCCACUUCUGGAGUGACCAAACAUGGACCUGCCGUAAAAGUUAUUUGGGUGCCAACCUGGGUGAUAAAUGCUUCCUCUCACACUCAUCCUCUCCCCAGAGGUGGACUUUUCCUUUCUUAAGAGGUUCACUAAAGAGGAUGAGCCAGAUUAGGUCCUGAAUGAGUCUUUAUCUUAUCUCACGUGCAGUAUAAUCGUCUCUUUAUCUCGGGGAAAGUUGUGUUUCGGUGUAAACAAGAGCAGCACAAAAGCCACACUCCUCUCACUCGACACCUACAGCCAUGCUAUUAAUACCAGCUGGUGCUCGAUUGCAAGAUCCGGAUUUCUUACAGUAAAUUUCUUUGGAAUCCCACAUUCAGCUGUUCACAUUUCUUCCCUUCCAUUAGUGCGGCGUCGAGAGAUCUGAGAGAAUCUGAGAGAAUCUGAGAGUGGAUGAACAGACACGAGUAACCGCAUUUAAAAACACAAAUUCUGGUGAGGCUGCGAUGAGUUAUUCUUGACGUAACUGAGAAAAAUCACUCCUGUCGGUUUGAGUAAGUGAUGCCUCACUCUCCCACCAUCGCGACCUCUCAUCUCCCAUCUCUUCAUCACCUCGUUUCCUACGCUUUAUUCAAAUUUUCAUUACUCCAUCUCAAUUCUUGGCUUGCGCACAGCUGAGAAAGGGCACAAAAAGUAAAUAAAGCACAAGAAAACAUUUGCAAGUACAAUUAAAGGGAUGUUUCAGAAUAAGAUUCUGUCGUAAGGAGUAAAUAUUAUCUCUUAUCCCAUCUUUAGUUCUUUGAAUCAGUUGAGCUUCGACAGUGAAGAUACCCGACAGUCUAAGAGGGAGAUCAAGACCAAAGUGGACUUCAGUCAUCCUAAAAAACCCAACCUCAAAAACAUCACAGCGGUAGAAAAACCCCCAUAUUCGACUGAUUUUUGUAAAAGAUUACUUUCCUAUCAAAUUUUUUCUGAUAAGCAAAAUUUGCUAUGUUAAUUUUCAACUAGGUUACUGGUGGGAGUCCUCCUCCAAGCUCCUUCUCAGCUGUAAAUAAUCUGAGUAUUUUCUAUUGUUAAAUGCUCAAUGCAAACAUGAAAAAACCCAAACAUCAUAGACACUUAUUUAAUUAUAGUAACAACCUUUAAAAUGUUAUAAUUGCAUCAGAGUUAUUUUCUUUUCUUACAGAAGACGCUGAAUAUUUACAGCUGAAAUAAAGCUUAGAGGUGGUGCACUACCAGUAAUCUCCCCUGUAAAACAAACUUAAAAUACAACUCAGAGAAACUAUCUGAAAGAAAAUGACUGCACACUCUGCACACAAUAAUAGAAUUUGAGUUUGGUUAAUAAUUUCUUUACUGUGACAACGCUUCCAGGUAAUAAAUCUUAUGCUUUUGGGAAGCCUGUUUAUCUCCCUUUCAAUGGUGCUACAUUUGUAGACAAAAUGUAUUUGAAGAAUAUAGUGGGGGAAAUAAGUAUUUAAUACACAUCUGACUUUUGAAGUUACUUACAAAGAAUGGAGAGGUUUGUAAUUUAAUAUAAUAAUUGGCAUUUCACUGAUACAACAGAAAAAGUUACUUAAUAUGGUCUGCAGAAACCAGGAUGCAGUAGUUAUUUUCACCUCUCCUUCAUACAGAUCUCAGGGUUUUGGGGUCACUCCAGGAACCUCAGAUGGUCCUAAGAAACAUUCCUUGUUCCCUUGGUGGUGUGCUUUGGGUCAUUGUCAUCGUAGAAGACCUGGCUAUGGCCCAUCUUCAGUGCUCUUAGCGAAGUUAUCUCAAAAUCUUGCGAUGCAAUCCCAUCCAUCCUCUCCUCAGUAAGUUCAAUAUCCAGCAAAUGACCUGAUUAUUUGACUCAGGGGUGGUGAAGCAGAGACACACCAAAAGGUUACAGUACACCGGCCCUUAAGGAGCGGAUCUGACAAUCAAUAAUCUAGAGUUUUGGUUUCUUGGACAGUGUUUUGGUCUUACCUGUGGUGUGGAGAGGUUGGAGUCUGAGUGUGUGGAUAGAUGUCUUUUUAUACAGGUAAUAAGUUCAAAGAGGUGCAAUUAAUACAAGUCGAACAAAACUACUUCUUACAGACAAGUUCGUUCUUGGUAGGAAGGGAAUCGAAUAUUUAACGUGAUAAUAUGAUGCUAAUUAAUUUGUUUAAAAUCAUACAAUGUGAUUUUCUGGAUUUCCUUUACAUUCUGUCUCUCACAAUUGAGGUGAACCUGCCAUAAAAAUUACAGACUUCUCCACACUUUGUAAGCAAAUCAACACUGAAUUAAAUAUCUUAUUGUAUAUGAGAUUGUUCCAUGAAAAAUUUCCCAAAUUCUCUAUGUAAAUGUGAAAGUGCUGGUUUUGGUUUCAUACCUGAAUUGGAUGAUUAACGCUCAUAGAAACUAAAUUAAUUGUCAAUUUAACUACUAACUAAUCCCAACUAACUUUAAAAAAAUUUUAACAAACAUGAACCUCAGGAGUGCCUGUCAGAAGUGUCUCAAAGUUUGAACAAAGAAUAGGGAAAAAAAAAAAACAAUCAACAGGUCUGAGGUUUACUUUGGCCUUGGUCACUUUUAGAUUUUGCAUCCAGAACUUACUCAUCAGGAUUUAUGCAAAACGAGAACAUGGAGAGCUAUCUAUUGCAGGUAGGGUAACAACUGCUUAUUUAGACAGAAACCCAGUUUACAAAUCCUGACCUAUCCCUUUAAGCCAAGAUCAGCCCAUUAGCACAGACAGGGAGGAAAGUGGGUUGGAUUUUAUUUUAAUUAUCACCAGCGUUUUCCUCUCGUCUCUAAUUACACAGGAGAUCAGUUUGAACGUUUUUAUAGGUAGUUAAGGACUGCUAAGUAUUUCCUUGCAGGUUGGGCUCACGCUGAGAUCCCGCCAUCGAGAUGACGAGUGAGACUGGAGUUUACAGUGAUCUGUGCCCAUCCAUUUCAGCCGCAGCUGUCUUGGCAGGAGCUCAGUGCUGUUUUAGGAUGCAGGAUGUAUAUUUCAGUUGCAAAAGGUGAAAAAUGGAUCUUGAUUUGAGCCGUCAACAUCUCCCACAAAAAGAAAUCUGCCCACUCUUCCCUCUCACACUUAAGGGGAGUCCUGCUCAGUGUGAGAUGAUCUAAUGCAUUUGAAUUCGGUGAGAACGAGGCUGUGCUGUGAGGCUGCAGUCGCUGAUAAUUUAUUUAUAAAACUGAGUGUGACAGUAAACCGACCAGAGGGAAUAAUGUCAGCGCAUAUCUAAAUGCAUGCAGAAAUGACUGCCGCUACACAAAUGGAGAAAUCUUCUCAAACGUAGAUCUGUGUUUGUGUCUGUGCAGCAGCGUUACAUAAGUCAGCAGUGCAGGUUUUAUGCUGCAUUGACAGUACAACUGAAUCAAAUCCUUUACUCCCAGAGAGUAUUGUGCUCAUGUGAGGCAUUGAUACAUAUCUGAGCAGACGGACAGGAAGCAGUAAGCUGCUUAGCCCUGCGCUGACUCAGUAUGCAAGCUAUUUCUCUGUUCCCUAUAACAGAGACGCUCCAAUCAACAUUUUUUACCUAGACUUAACCAGCUGGAAAAAAUUCUGUUUAUUACUUAAAUAGAGAUCACCUCAGAUCCCAGACCAGCGAAAUCAGCUAAGAAGUCAUGGAAAGUUAACGCCGCUAACGAGGAGAGCUGUGUGUCACUGAGAAGGCAUUUACUUUCUGACUGAAACAAUAUGUCAGCAUUUUAAAGGUGUAACAUUGACAUUUAAUGCGUGUUUAAAACUGCCAAUAAACCAAAAAGCAUUUUAUUAUAUUAAAAGAAACAUUCUAUAUGAAUUUCUAUGUGAAUUUUAUUUCUUCAUCUCUGCAGCUGCUGUCAAAACUUCAAUGACCCACAUCCCUUCAGCAGCUGUGAUUGGUUCUAAAGGUCCAUUGCUUAGCUAAUCCAAUUUCUAUCCAGCUCCCACGUACGUGGCGAGUAUUCAUGGUGCAGUCAAAGGGAGACACCUGCUCAGAAUGAAAGGACUACUAUUCUGUGUUUUUGCCAUCAUGAUGCUCACACCUGCUCAAGGUGAGGAAGAGGAGCAGCUGAUGGAGUUGGAGGGACUGGAACCAGAGGAAUCGUACCUGGAGUGUUUCCGCUGCGAUCUGGGCUUUUGGGAUGCCUGCUACACGACAGAAACC
Messenger RNA from Poeciliopsis prolifica (blackstripe livebearer), 5297 nucleotides. RefSeq lists its product as uncharacterized. Lineage: Eukaryota; Metazoa; Chordata; Actinopteri; Cyprinodontiformes; Poeciliidae. The transcript is spliced from 3 exons. The record is from RefSeq and is a predicted model, not a curated record. Bases 241 to 975 code for a protein of 244 amino acids.